GUACUGAACGAUCCAGGCACUAGUAUGAUUGCGGCAACCCUCCGCCAAAGCACUACCGUACAAAGUAGGCUCAAGGUCGUCUUCCAUCUUGCUGUGCUUCUCGUGUCUUUCGAUCAUAACGACGUCACUUCGUACCUCACCACGGAUUGA
This is a messenger RNA of Aspergillus vadensis CBS 113365, 150 nucleotides long. RefSeq lists its product as uncharacterized. The annotation marks the transcript as partial. Lineage: Eukaryota; Fungi; Ascomycota; Eurotiomycetes; Eurotiales; Aspergillaceae. The transcript has 2 exons. The record is from RefSeq and is a predicted model, not a curated record.